Racocetra fulgida is the source of this 2145-nucleotide messenger RNA. The record is from the annotation of a GenBank genome assembly. Lineage: Eukaryota; Fungi; Glomeromycota; Glomeromycetes; Diversisporales; Gigasporaceae.
AUGUCUACUUCGUCUGAUCCAGAUAAUUCUGACCCUGCUUUUCUGUCUAUCGCUGAAAGAAAAAAACUUUUGCAAAAUCAAGGACUUUUUAGAUACUUGAAGACAAACAAUGGAAACAGUAAAACUCCUAAAAAUAACAUUGCUGCUUCCAAACCAAUAAUUCCUUCGCAAGCAUCUACUAUACAGAAUUCAGAUGUAUCAACGUUGUCAACAUCUAAUCUUCCUUCAACGCAUCAGACUUUAUCGACUAAUCUUCCUUCAACGCAUCAGACUUUAUCGACUAAUCUUCCCUCAACGCAUCAGACUUUAUCGUCUAAUGCUUUAAUUGCUCCUGAUAACCCUGAUCCAAUCACGAUUCCACAAAGAAAUUCUUCUCUGUUAGAAAAUUUGCCUUUUACUGAUAGAAUAGAGGUCAAUUUAUUGCGCGAUCUAUUAAAUGAGACUCCCAAUAUAUUGGUGCUAGAUAUUAGAUCUAGAGAAGAAUUCAAUAAGGAAAAUUGCCCUGAACAUGAAAAAAAGCUUUUUUCUGAGCGACAUACUUUUAAUCUAGUAGUAUAUCAUGGCUACGGUUCUGAAUUAAUUCCUUGUGCCACUAACUUAAUUCAAGCAAUUUUUGAAAAUGAAUUUAAAAAACCAUUAAAAAGAUAUCCUGUAUUCUUGGUCGGGGGAUUUAUUGCGUGGGAACAAUUGACAGGUGAAACUGGUGUUGAGCGUAAUAAUCCUAAUAUUCCUAAUAUUCAGACAAAUCAAUUUGCUAUAUACGAUAAGGCUGGGAUGGCUAACUUUACUACUCAUGAAAGUCCACUGGAAAAUAUAUUAUCUAAUGAUUUAACGAAUAAUCAGGCGAAACCUAAAAUAUCUGCUCCAAAUAAGCCGCUUCCAAGGCCAAUUCCUAAUUCCUCUGUUAAUUCGAAUGAUUCGUCAAUUUCUAAGUCUGGUAGUAGCUUGCAACGUCGUAAAACCAUUUUUGAUCACCCGUACCAUGGUUUUAGCGAAGUAAAAAAUCCGGAUUAUAAUUCAUUAAAACGUCCUCCUCCUCCGAAAAAACCGUUACCGCAGAUACCAUAUGGACAACAAUCUAUAUCAUCUGUUACUACCACUAACAAUCCUGUUCCAAUGAAUGAUAAACGUCCUAAAUUUACUCACGCUUCUGAGAGUAGCUUUUCUCAAUUAGGUUCCGGCAUUGGCACCACCGGUUUGAGAAAUCUAGGUACUAAAGGUGUUCUGGCUGAUAAAUUUGCUACUUUGAUAAGAGUAAUGUGGAGUGAUCAAUAUGUUUCUAUCUCUCCUGUAUCUCUUAAAGAAGCUGUUGGAUGUUUUGCUCCUCAAUUCUCUGGAUCUGAACAACAGGAUUCUCAAGAAUUUUUAGCUUAUUUAUUGGAUGGUUUACAUGAAGAUUUAAAUAUAAAUUAUCACAAUUUUGUAAAUAAUGAUUCGUCUCCUCAGGAUGCUGAUGAAUUGGAAAAUUUACCUCCAAGUAUAACUUCUGAAUUAGCUUGGGAAAAACAUUUGAUGCGUAAUUCUUCUAUUGUUGUCAGCCUGUUCCAGGGCCAGUUUUGCAAUCGAUUGAUGUGUAUGACUUGUGGAAAGACUUCCACGUCCUAUGACGUUUUUAUGUACCUUUCCUUACCAAUACCUACUAAUAUUAAAUCUAAUGUGCGUGUAUAUUUAGAAAUGUGUCUUAAAGGUUUUAUAAAAGAAGAAAUUUUAGAUGGAAAUGAUGCCUGGAAUUGCCCUAGAUGUAAAUGUCCUAGGCGUGCAACAAAACAACUCUCCAUCUCUCGAUUACCUGAUAUCUUGUUGAUUCAUCUUAAGAGGUUUUCAUUUUAUGGACCUUUUAGAGAUAAACUUGAUACAAUGGUUCAUUUUCCUAUUAGACGUUUAGAUUUAACUCCAUAUGUAUUUACAUCUGGCGAUGGUGGAUCGCAAUCUAAUUUAAGUCAAAUGGGUCCUUUUAUAUAUGACUUAUAUGCUGUUUCAAAUCAUUAUGGUGGAUUAAAUGGUGGUCAUUAUACAGCAUGUGUACGAAAUGGUUAUAGAAAUGAAUGGCAUAAUUUUGACGAUAGUCGUGCAUCUAUAUGUGAGGAACAAGAUAUUGUGACUCGUGCUGCGUAUAAUUUAUUCUAUGUACGAACUUCAAUAUAA